AUGAGUGCAGAACCUGGAAAGGAAGACUUCUAUGACUAUGCAGACUUUUAUGAUAAUGCUCUUCCCACCAAGCAACCCACUGAAACGAUCCUGCCAUGUGACCCAAAAGUAGAUGAAGGCAUCUACCACAUAUGCAUUGCAGCAAUAUCCUUGGUGGUCUUGAUGAUCCUGGCAUUUCUGGCAAGGCGGCAGAAAGUUGUGGUCAGUCUAAAAGACAUUCCAGGUUUACUAAGCCCAGUGAAUUUCUUAGACCAUAUACAGCACAAAGCUCUUUCAGUGGCUGUGUUUGGGGUUCUUUUCUGCAAGCUUGUUGAGAUGGUUCUAUCCCGUACCCCACUACCCUUUACCAAGGACACAGAAUACAAAGAGUACUGGCUGAUCCUGGCACUCUUCUACUACCCUGCUUUGUACUACCCCUUGCUGGCCUGUGGCACCCUUCAUAACAAAGUAGCCUAUGUGCUGGGCAGCCUGUUGUCUUGGACACAUUUUAUAGUUUUGGUCUGGAACAAAGUGGACUGCCCAAAAACACCACAGAUCUAUAAGUACUAUGCCCUCUUGAGCAGCCUGCCUCAAAUUGCCUGUUUGGCCUUUCUCAGCUUCCAGUAUCCUCUACUUCUUUUCAAAGGCUUUAAAGAAACAAUAAAAAGUGAGGCAUCGGAGGAUUUAAAGAAUGCUAGCUACUACAAAGAUUAUGUUAAGGACAUCCUUAAAAAAAAGAAACCAUCCCAAGCCAGCUCCAGCAGUUCUAAUACCAAACUGUCUGAAAGAAUCUCUGGUGUAUUAAGAUCUUAUAUGUAUACACCUGAAAAGGUUUUCAGGUUCCCACUGAAGUUAGCCAUCUCUCUGGUUGUGGCAUUUAUUGCUCUUUAUCAGAUGGCCCUCUUGCUGGUGAUUGCAGUAGUGCCCACUCUUAAGAUUGUCCGAAGAGGAGUGAAUGAAGAUAUUGCGUUUCUCCUAGCUGGCUUCAACAUAAUUCUAUCAGAUGACCGUAAAGAGGUUGUGAAGAUUGUGGCAUACUACAUGUGGUGUGUUGAGGUGUGCUAUGUCUCAGCAGUGACCCUGUCUUGCUUGGUCAAUCUGAUUAUGUUCAUGAGGUCCAUGGUCCUGCACAGGUCCAAUCUGAGGGGUCUGUACAGAGGAGACAUUUACAAUGUGUAUAACUGCCAAAGAAGUAUAAGGCCAUCCCGUCCUGCACUGGUCUGCUGGAUGGGAUACACCAGCUACCAAGCUGCAUUCAUUUGCAUGGGUAUGGUCAUUCAAACUCUGGUGUUCUUCAUUUGCCUUCUGUUUGGUGUGUUUCUUGUCAUCAUCCCCAUCUUCUAUGGAAAAAACCUUUUGCUUUUCAACAUUGUUGGGAGAAUGUGGCCUUUCUGGUUGAUGUUGUUUGUGGUUGUGCUUAUCCAGCACCUAGCAUCCAAGUUCCUUUUUAUUAAAAAAGAAGCUGGAACACGAGACCUAACUAACAGAAGUAGUAUAUUUCUUCUGUCCUACCUGCUUUUCCUGGUAAAUGUGCUGGUUGGUUUGUUGGUUGCUGUUUGGAGGUUGGUUAUCACUGCUCUUUUUAACAUCUUUCACCUGGGCCGCAUGGACAUCAGCCUCCUCAACCGUGAUGUAGAGGCAUAUGACACAGGCUAUCGCUGCUAUGCUCAUUACUUAAAGAUUGAGGUCAGCCAGUCUCACCCUGUCAUGAAGGCCUUCUGUGGAUUAUUGUUGGAGUCUUCAAGCCAGGACAAAAGCUCUGGAGAGGCGGUCCGUUAUGCUGAGGAAGGAAUCCAACUGGUCACUCAGGACAGAAAGCAGAACAAGGUACCCAAUGCUAAGUGGGCACGUGGACACUGGCAUCUCCUCUACACACUGGUAAAUAACCCAUCCUUAGUGGGUUCCAGAAAGCAUUUUCAGCACCAGAGCUCAGAAAGUAUUCGGAAUGGGACUUUUAACCAGAGUUCCAAGGAUGGCGCCAAAAAAGAAAGCAGCACCACAAAAGCCAGUAAAGAGGCAAAUGAUGUGACAUCUAAAUGA
Molecule: messenger RNA, 2019 nt
Organism: Trichomycterus rosablanca
Lineage: Eukaryota; Metazoa; Chordata; Actinopteri; Siluriformes; Trichomycteridae
Gene: stra6
Product: signaling receptor and transporter of retinol STRA6
Exons: 17
Coding region: 1-2019 (672 amino acids)
Biological process (GO): vitamin A import into cell
Cellular component (GO): plasma membrane
Molecular function (GO): retinol transmembrane transporter activity; signaling receptor activity
Source: RefSeq, a predicted model, not a curated record